This is a messenger RNA of Habropoda laboriosa, 2345 nucleotides long. RefSeq lists its product as uncharacterized. The coding region runs from base 124 to 801 and encodes 225 amino acids. The record is from RefSeq and is a predicted model, not a curated record. NCBI's taxonomy places the organism in Eukaryota, Metazoa, Arthropoda, Insecta, Hymenoptera, Apidae. The transcript is spliced from 2 exons.
GUCGGACCAGUGGCGUGCGUCGUAAAGCUGCGAAUCUCUCUGUUCACUUGGUGCAAUCAGUUCGUUGUGAUCAGAUCAGAGACACGGGCACUUGAUUCUUCAGUCUUCGAUUGAAAUAAAGAGAUGACGCCUCUACCUUGGUGGGUGUUGCUGGCGUUGCUGUUGGUCGUGGUGGCCUCGUAUCCCGUGGACCACGCAUGCGCCCGCCUCUGUCGCGUACGGAACACCAGCCCCGAGAUCACGGGAGGCUGCGAGCACCAGCAGAAACUCGUCCUUCAGUUCAGCGGAGGCCGGUUCCCGAUUCAGCGCCUCUUCAGGCUCUGCCUGACCCCGUGUCAAGGUUCCUCCACGUCCAAUUCCCUGUCGUUCGACGUCAGUCAAGCUUGUCGCAGCUUCAGGGACUCUUUGAUCGAACGUCACGGCUGUAUCUGUGACGAUCUGCACGAUGUUCGCGCGAGAAACCUCGAGGAAGAAGAUCGGAAAGUCGAGGGGUUCGAGGCGGGUCAGUUGAACGAAGCUGACGAAUGGAAUCUUCCGAAGAAAUUCGCGAAACACCGGCCUGCAUCCUCUUUCGACGAUCUCUAUCAGCUGAUGUUGACGAAGAAACAAGCUUACAAAGACACCAUGGAGAUUACCAAGCUGGAGGAGAAUAUACUGGACAGCGCGGACACCGAAGAUGCGAUUCUUGGGAAAAUGGAAGGAUCGAAUGAAGAAUCUUCCAUCGACUGGGACCUGUGGUGCAUGGCCCAGUGUGACAACGGCAAGGGUGGCAGCGCCUGCAAUUGUGACAUUAUCCCGUGAGAGAAGGAAGAAGACGAGUCUCUUCUCGGACGAAAGGAGGACGAAGAUGCUUGAAGAGGCGGAAGAGGAAGAAGAUGAGGAGUCACCGGCGGGCACGAAUUUACAUAUCUCGUAGGUUAGUCAGGCGCCUAUGGUACCGCUAGAUAAUAUAAGGUUAGUCUUACUGGUAUUAAUCUUCUCUCUGUAAACUCCAAUGUAUAACACGUCCUCUGAUAAGAAAAUUCGCGAUAGAGGUGGGGGCGUAGGAACGAGUAUCGCGAUCGUGUAAAUUCAUUUGUAUACAAUUCUCCACUUGGACGAUAUCUCUCGGUAGAUAAAUAAGCCAACGAAAUUCGCGUUCGUUUUUAAUCCGAAGACGAUGCUUGGUCGCAGCGACGAGUUCGUUCUACCGAUGAUCGAACGAUUAGAAAAUGUCGCGCGAUUGGAAAAUUUCGUGUUGUUCUUUUCUCUCUCGUCGAAUCGAUCCCAGCUAGAGAUUAUAUAGGUGACUUAAUCGCUUUCUUAGGCUUAAGACUUCUCUUCUAGACGCUAGGCCCGGUCUCACGCGCUUAACGAUGCAGCUUAACGUCCAAGGAAAAAGCUUCUAUCAAGCCCCAGGUGGAUUUUCUCGCAGAUAAUACCGAUUGAAUCCUGUUUCACGAUAAGACGACACUUUUCGUUCGGUUAGAAUUUUGUUGAGGGGGGAAUUCGAGUGUUACACAACGCAUCGCGUGAAUUAUUUCGGAUCGAAGAGCGUGUGAACGGGACAACGACGUGCAAUGUGUGUAUUAUGCAAUAAAUAAUAUUUAUACGUGGCCGCGAUGCAACGUGGAACGCGUGCAUCCGCGCGUCGAUUAGCUUAGUUUCGUAAGUAUUUACCCCUCUAUUGUAUAUCGGGAAAUCUUUUACACGAGAAUCGCACGAACGCGAGUACUUAAUUAAGGGAUUACUUAGGUUAAGCAACGAGAAACACGAAAUCCAUGUCUUCCAUUUUAUAGUCUAUUUGCUACUCGAUGUGUGAUUUGAACCUGUUACCAUGGCAUAACGUUGCAUAAUUACGAUUAACGUGUGUGACAGGUGAGGAGAACGCGAUACCAAGCAUGCGAGUACGUUAGGUAGUUUCGUCGUUUAAGCGAUUUACUUUUAUUAAUGCAACCACGAUCGGAGUCGAGGGAAAUCGACGAUUUUCAAGAGGUUCGAAGAGUUCCUUCGAACACGAGACGAAAACGUGCGUUCCUUUAUUUCUAUAGUGUGCCGUUCAAAAAACGUUGUGACGCGACAAUAAGACGUAGAUUCUAGUAUGCCUGUGCGAUGCAACUUUGUCUUUCGCGCAAUUUCGAUUACACAUCCGUCUAACUUGGAGAUACAUUUAGGUAAUAUACCGACUAUGUGUCUGCUAGCUGAUAAAUCAAUUAUUGUAAUGAUUACAGGUGACAGGAUUUUUUUUUCUUUUUUUUUUUUGGUCUCUGAUAUCUGCACAUCGAAACUGUUACUGUACCGAGCUACUGCUAUAACUGAAGAAAUAGGGAGAAAUGCGCGAAAGACUCGACUUGAGCAAUUUAUUA